CUCCCGCCGAAGAACUGCCUCCUCAGGGCGCAGCGGCUUUGCCACCAGAGCCGGACGACGCAGCGUCAGAGGCGGCAUCGGGCUCCGAGGAGCGCGGCGACGAGAUUGGUUCCGAGCUCGGCGUAAAACAGGAUGAGCUUGAGAGUGCCAAGCGUGAGCUUGAGGAGGAAGAGGCUCCACCGCAGGGCGCGGUAGCCAAGGUUGAGAAUGAGGAGCGCUCGCCCGAGGCGGCAGCGCCGCAGGCGGAGGAGGAGGAGGCAGCUCAGGACGAUCCGCCAGCAGGCGCUCCCCAGGUAGGGGAGUUCGUGGAUGUGCAUGGCAUCGGGCAUAGCAUCGUGCGUUGCAACCGCUGCUGUCGCACGGCAAAGGAGUGCAACUACAGGAUCAAGGCGAAGGGCCAGUCGACUUACCAGUGCGACGCGUGCAACACGAACGGGGUGCGCCUUUCUCGGAGGUUCGGACAGUGGCCGCCAAAGUGUUUCGCCAAAAUGAAGAGUGAGUUCAAGCAGCAGUUCUACAAGGAUCUGGCAGAAGAUCCUGGGCUGUCGAACCUCGAUCGCAUUGAAGCCUUCGUGGUCAGCUCAAUCACUGUCCAACGGAUGGAGGAGGAGCGCGUCCGCAAGGGUGGCAAGUACCUUCCGCUGAGGAAGUGGGCGCACGACGGCUUCGACGCGAAAAAGAUUGAAGAUAAUGUGCAGGAUAAGAGGUGGAACCCUGAUCUCGGGGAGUGGACGUACAGGCCGCAAUUGGAGGCGGCCUGGAGCGAGACAGUGGAGGCCGCAGUGCGCAACGAGCUGUACACCGAUAAGAGGACGCAGGCGAAGCAGAGCGGCCCGCGGGCAGCGGCCUCGACGGGCGUCGCAGAGCACGGCGGCGACAAGGGCGACAGAAGCGACGAGAGCGACAUGUCCAGAUCCAGGAGCCGCUCGCGCGGCGACCGCGACAGGAGCAAGAGCCGCCGCAAGGGCAGGAGCACUAGCCGCGGCAAGAGCAAGGACAGGAGCAAGAGCAGGGAUAAGGACGCUGAGAAGGAGCGGAGGCGACAGGAAGCGAGGGAGAAGGCCGAGCAGGCCAAGAAGGAGACGCAGGAGAAAAACCUGGCGCUGAAGUGGAUCGGCACCGCAACGAGGCUCGAGACAGAGCUGGACGGGUACCUCGAGCAUGAGAAGGCGGACAAGGUGCCGUCAUGGGCUGUGAAGAACGCGAAGGCGGCGAGGAAGUCUGUGGCAGUCAUGAAGGCGGUGGCGCAGAAGCGCGUGCACAGCGGCGUGGCGUUGACGAUCACGCAGGACGAGGCCAUCAGCAUCCAGAAGGAUGCGAGCUCGGCGGCGAGGGCCAUCGCGGGGAUGCUCAAGGAGGCGCAGAAGCACAGCACCUGA
This is a messenger RNA of Prorocentrum cordatum, 1379 nucleotides long. NCBI's taxonomy places the organism in Eukaryota, Dinophyceae, Prorocentrales, Prorocentraceae. The record is from the annotation of a GenBank genome assembly.